Artibeus jamaicensis (Jamaican fruit-eating bat) is the source of this 8205-nucleotide messenger RNA. RefSeq names its product methionyl-tRNA synthetase 2, mitochondrial (gene MARS2). Gene Ontology annotation, molecular function: ATP binding; methionine-tRNA ligase activity. NCBI's taxonomy places the organism in Eukaryota, Metazoa, Chordata, Mammalia, Chiroptera, Phyllostomidae. The record is from RefSeq and is a predicted model, not a curated record. The coding region runs from base 68 to 1849 and encodes 593 amino acids. The transcript has a single exon. Gene Ontology annotation, biological process: methionyl-tRNA aminoacylation.
GCUGCGCCUGCGCGCUUCGCACGUGCUUCCAGAACGCCCGCUCCGCCGGUUAGGCAGGGUGGGCGUCAUGCUGCGAAUUUCUGCCUUGCGGCUCCUAGGACGCGCGCUGGCCAGUAGGCUCUCGCUCCUGGACUGCUUCAGCUCGCGCCUCUACAGUUCGGAACCUCUCGGUGCCCGCGAGGAUGCCCACGGUGCGCGCGCCUACUUCACGACACCCAUUUUCUAUGUGAACGCGGCUCCACACAUUGGACACCUGUACUCGGCGCUACUGGCAGACGCUCUGUGCCGCUACCGUCGCCUCCGAGUCCCCACCGCCGUCGCCACGCGAUUCUCCACCGGUACAGACGAGCAUGGCCUGAAGAUUCAGCAGGCAGCCACCGCUGCGGGCCUGGCCCCGACUGAGCUGUGCGACCGAGUCUCGGCUCAGUUCCAGCAGCUUUUCCGGGACGCUAGUAUCUCCUCCACUGACUUCAUCCGCACCACCGAGGCCCGGCACCGGAGGGCAGUGCAGCACUUCUGGGGAGUGCUGGAGGCUCGGGGUCUGCUCUACAAGGGGCUCUAUGAAGGUUGGUACUGUGCUAACGACGAGUGCUUCCUGCCUGAGACGAAGGUCAGCCGGCAGCCAGGCCCAUCAGGGGACUCGGGUCCUGUAUCUCUCGAAAGUGGUCAUCCCGUCUCCUGGACCAAGGAAGAAAAUUACAUUUUCAAGCUUUCCCAUUUCCGGGAGCCGCUCCAGCGGUGGCUGCGGGACAACCCUCAGGUGAUUACCCCUGAGCCAUUCCAUCAUACAGUCCUUCAGUGGCUGGAGGAGGAGCUGCCAGAUCUGUCAGUCUCUCGCAGGAGUAGCCACUUGCACUGGGGCAUUCCUGUGCCCGGGGACGAUUCACAGACCAUCUAUGUGUGGCUGGAUGCCUUGGUCAACUACCUUACUGUAAUUGGCUACCCAGAUGCUGAGUUCAAGUCAUGGUGGCCAACCACCUCUCAUAUCAUAGGCAAGGACAUUCUCAAAUUCCAUGCUAUCUAUUGGCCUGCCCUCCUCUUAGGGGCUGGCAUGAACCCACCACACCGCAUCUAUGUCCACUCCCACUGGACAGUCUGUGGCCAAAAGAUGUCUAAGAGCUUGGGCAACGUGGUGGAUCCCAGAACUUGCCUUGACCGCUAUACUGUGGAUGGCUUCCGCUACUUUCUCCUUCGUCAGGGUGUCCCCAACUGGGACUGUGAUUACUAUGAUGAAAAGGUGGUUAAGUUGCUAGACUCUGAGCUGGCAGAUGCUUUGGGUGGUCUCUUGAACCGAUGCACUGCCAGUAAAAUAAAUCCUUCAGGGACCUAUCCGGCCUUCUGUACUACCUGCUUUCCCAGUGAGCCAGGGUUGGCAGGGCCAUCAGUUCGUGCUCAGGCAGAGGACUAUGCUCUGGUGAAUGCAGUGGCCACUUUGCCCAAGCAGGUAGCAGACCACUAUGCUAACUUUCAGAUCUAUAAGGCUCUGGAGGCAGUGUCCAGCUGUGUCCGGCAAACUAAUGGCUUUGUGCAAAGGCAUGCACCAUGGAAGUUGAACUGGGAGAGCCCAGUGGAUGCUCCCUGGCUGGGUACUGUGCUUCAUGUGGCCUUGGAAUGUUUGCGAGUCUUUGGAACUUUGCUCCAGCCUGUCACCCCAAGCCUAGCUGACAAGCUGCUGUCCAGGUUGGGAGUCUCUGCUGCAGAGAGAGGCCUGGGAGAACUUUAUUUCCUGCCUCGAUUCUAUGGUCAUCCUUGCCCUUUUGAAGGGAGGAGGCUGGGACCUGAAACUGGGCUCUUGUUUCCACGACUGGACCAGUCCAGGGCGUGGUUGGUGAAGGCCCAUAGGACCUAAAAACUCAGUUCUUAGUGGUUUAUGGCAUGUGGUAAAAAAGCAAAUUUGUUAUUAUAUUUUGCAUUUUUAGGAAAAUUAUAUUAAUGUUUCUAAAGUGUUGCAUCAAAUGAGCACAUAAGCAAUGGCCCUUUGAAAAGAGGUUUACAACCUUUUCAGGUGCCUACGCCUACCUCUUCAGUUCUCUGUGCCCAUUAACCACUGUCCAUUGCACACCUGUGUCCCUAAGACGUCUCUGGGGGAAUGAUGGGUAACAGGCAACUUUGCUAACACUGUUCCUUCUUGUUGUGCCUCCUUCCCAACCACAGUUAGGUUAUUUGCCCAGACUACCUCUGAUGGCUUGUUUUCCAUUGGCCCGUCAUCUGCUGGGCAAAUUAGAAUGGGGGAUUGGAGGCCCCUGACCUCAACUUUUAGCUCUACUUUGUUAUAUAAGUUGAUUCUCCUGUUAAAAAGAGAUUCUCAUAUUAAAUCUUUAAAAAUCAGUGUCCUAGACUAGAUUUUUGACCCUGUUUUUAUUUUCAGUUCUUACAACCAUGAUUUUCUAUACUUAGUUAAUACUAAGUCCAGGUUGUGCUUUGUAAUAUUACACUUCAACCAGUAGAUGGCUCUAGUCUCACAUACUAACACUGAGGUUUUAGAAUCUUUAGAAUGCAUUUGUUUUCUGCUUUCGAAUUUUGCAGAAUUUAAAGAAAAAUUUUAUUCCUUUUCUUAAAAUGAGGGAUAACUGCAACCACUGCUGUUUUACAUAAAUCAAUGAAAAAAGACCAGGGUCUUUAAGUUCAUUUCAGACUACUGAAACAGGGCAUUUAAUUUAAUGUUUAAAAAGCUAAUAAGUAAAUGUAUCAAGUUUGUUUGAACUAUCUAUGAUAAAUUAUGAAGCUCUUGGUAUGUUAAAAAUUUUAAACUUUAGUAACAGAUUUAGAGGUAUGAUUAAAACCUAAAUUGUUCAAAAGGGCAGUAUUUCCUUUAUAGUUCUUAAUUUUGUUAUUCACGUACAUAAUUUACUUCACAUUAUUUCUUUUGGUCAAUCAGGAUCUAUAAUACAAUAUAAAAAUCAUAGAAUAGUUAUAAAUGUUAGUACCUUUACUUUAAAUUUUAAGUAAGUUUUACUGAUUAUUUCUUUUGCUCUUUUAACCUAAAUUAUGAAAGUUUAAAAUUUGUAAGUACCUUAUUCAGAUAUGUACUGUUGCAUCUGUUGAAGGUAAAUGUGAAGGGCCGAAAUGACUGAUGUUCCAGGAAAUCUCAAACUGGAUUUAGGGAUCUCUUCAAGGCUCCGUAGGGGAACACCACAGAGAAGAUGUUAAGGUAUCAAUUUAUACAAUGAUUACAACACAGUAAGCCAACAUUAUAUCUCAGGUGAUUGAUUGCAUGGCUAGGCUAAAGUUUAAAAUGAGAACUUGCCUUGAAAUGGCUAUUCUGAGCAUGGUAGCACACAGAGAGUCUUUACUAAAUUAUUAUGCUUCUAGUUCCCCCCAAGCUUAUUCUAUGUGCUACUAUUUUGUUCCUGUUUCUGUUGAGAGAUUUCAGUUUGCUUGGAACGCUGCUUAAAAAAGAAUGCUUCACGGCAUUCUAAAGGUGGAAGGACUGUUUCUACAGAUGUUCCUUCAGACACUCCUUAUACUUUAUAAUGGAAUCUUGGGCUUUUGCUGGGAUUUUUAGGGCUGAUUACUGGGCCCAGGAUAGAGUAUAAUAUCUCCUAGGGCUGGAAAGAGUAGCGUAGUGAAAGACAUGGGAUGUAUUUACAUGGAGAAGCAAAGGAUACUUGGGAAACCAGUGUAAUGAUAACUUCUGCCUUUGAAGUGCCCUUUAAGCAGUCUUACAGUUCCUAUCAUGAAUGGAGACACAGUGUCUUCCACUUGACUGAGUUUUACUAUGGCCUAGUGCUGGUCAGUACACAGGGCCUUGGCUUGCUAGGUGUUAAUGGAGUUCCUUUUGUGUUGUCUGUCAUUUGUGCAGGCAUUUAAAUGGCUAACAGAAUAUCUGUGGUACUGGACAGCACAAGCAAAUAGGGUAUUCAAAGAGGAGAGGGCAUAAUUAUUACCAAAGACAAGAUAUUUUGAGUGAAGAGGUAUGGUAAGUUGGAUCUGACCUAUUCUGUGGUGAUACGGAAGAUGAACCAGUUUGAUUCUCUGUAGGAGGUAAAGCAACUAUCCUUUGGGUACUUGAUGUAUUAUUCAGUUUGAUCCAGCACUUUAAGAAUGUCAAGUCGUGGAUAGGUGAAACUUAAAAUUGGAGGGCAUGCCCUUCCAAGAGAGGGUAUCGUAUUGGCUUUUGAGAAAAGAUGAUAAACUUGUAGGCAUCUGAGAACCCCUUCCUUCAGAACUGUUAAUCCCUCAUCUGGGUCCCUUUGGGUCCCUUGACCAGAAAGGAGGUUUCUCCCAAAUAAUGACCCCUGAGGCUUUCAAAUUUUCAUUUUAGGUUAUUCUUGGAGGCAGUGUUGUAGGAGGUUAUGAUAGACCACUGAUCGGGUGUUUAUAGGAUGUCACAUUAUAGUAAUAAGCUGUCAACUCAGUAGAUUACAGUCCUAUCUAUGAAGUCAUGUAAGAAGUUGUGGGCAAUGUAUACGAGGUCUGUCCAGAAAAAGUCCAGCCAUUGUUAAUAUAAUGAGAAUGGUUUGUGCAACACUGAUGUAACCGGGCAGCCAAGGAGAGUGGACUGGAAUACAAAUGCAUGAACAAAGAUAACUUCACUGUAGUAUAGUCAGUGGGGAUGGUAGAUGUCGCUGAGUGAGCAUGUGUACUGUGUAGCUGUUCAAAAUGACUGAGCAAGUGGAGCAAUGAAUCUGCAUCAGAUUUUGCAUUAAGCUUGAACAUUCCUCCACAGAAACUACUGGCUGAUUCAGAAGGCCACAGCUAUGGGCAACUGGUGACUGGCAGCUUUAUCAUGACAGCGUGCCAGCUCAUGCAUUCUGUCUCAUGCAAUUUUUUUUCUGAAACAUCAAAUCACCCAGGUGGCUCACCCCUGCCCUCUGUACAGCCCAGAUUUGGCACCCUGCAACUUCUGGCUUUUCCCAAAACAAAAAUCACCUUUGAAAGGGAACAGAUUCCAUACUGUGGAUGAGAUUCAGGAAAAGACAAUGGGGUACAUAAUGGUGAUUGAGAGAAUUGUGUGAGGUCCCAAGGUGCAUACUUUGAAGACGACUGAGGUGUCAUUGUCCUAUGUGCAGUGUUGCUUGUAUUUUGUAUUUUCUUUAUUAAAUGUCUGUUUUUCAUAUUACAUAGCUGAAUAUCUUCUGGACAGACCUUGUAGGUUAACUGGACCAUACUAUAUUAGAGGCUGUUCCACAAGUGAACUCAUAGAUUAGGCAUCUUGGAAGUCAGAAGACCUGUGGCUGUAUAGAAGUCAAGAACAGGCAGGAACAAGAAAUAGAUACAGCCUCAGAUUUCACGGAAAUCUGUUAUUCUGGAAGUAGCCUUUAUCAUUUCCUUUCCUCUCUCUUUUAAAAAAAUCUUCAACCAGGGACAUGCUUAUUGAUUUCAAAGGGAGAGAAACAUUGAUUGGUUGCCUCUUAUACAUGCCCUGACCUGGGACUGAACAUACAACCUAGGUGUGUACCCUGACUGGGAAUCAAAUCCAUGACCUUUUGGUUUAUGGGACGAUGCUCCAACCAACUGAGCCAUACCAGUCAGAGACUCACCAUUUUUAUUAAGAAGUGUGUGACCGUAGGGCCUGAGAAGAGACUGAUAAAUUGUCUAUUAAGUUGAUACUAAAGUACUCAAGAAGGCCUAGGAUGAAACAUGGACUCUGGUGUAGUUUUUUUUGUUUUGUUUUUGCAGUUGUACCUGUGAUUGGGACAUAGGUCCUUAGAUAUGGGAAGUUCUAAAGCUGAAAUAAAGCCAGUAGCUGAUGAGGUUGUGGAACUCCACCUAGAAGGACUUUAAAGUAACUUGGGCUGCAUGUUGCGGCACCAGGCAUUCCACAGAUUCCCCCUUGGGCAUUACGGUAGGGAUAGUUUCCUGGAACUGUGCCCAACCCCUGGUGAAUAUAGUUGCAGUGUUGGCCUGCAUUAGUAUAACCCUGAGUUAUCGGGGAGGCCAUGCCUCUUGACUAAGAUUUGAUCCAUAAAGCUGCUUAUGAUAACAUAAUUGCCUCCUGGAGACAGCGUCUCCACAGUUAUACCAGAUAUAGAACAACUAGUUGGUGAGGUCUAGGGUGCUGUAAAACUUGGUGGGUCAUUGCCCUUUUUCCAGAGUGAAUAGUAUUAGUGGACCUCAGAGGGUGUGGCUAUAUAGCCAUGCAUCUAUUUUUGCAACAAAGGGUAACUAAUUCAUAGAGCUUGGGGGGUGGGGAGAUAGGGUACAGGUUAGGGGGAUCAGUGCUAGAAAGUUUUUGAGUCCCCUGCAAAACUAAGAUGGCAUAAAAUGUCAUUUCAGCACAACACAGCUAGCCUUGCCCCUUUUACAGAAACUUGGGAUAGGAUUGGUUAACUUUUAUCAAUAGUAACACCAAAUUUGGAGGUUAAUAUUGCUUGAAGGGCCAGAGCAGUAACAACCAAGUUAAUUAAGGUUAAUUAGUAAGGAUUUUAACUUUUAAGAGUGUCUUAUUCUUUUCUGAGACCAAGGAUAGAAGCUCAGCCUAAGGUGCUUUCCUCUUUAUAGCACUAACCCAUUUGGAGGUGAAACUGGCUCUUCCUUCACGUUUAGGUCGUUCUGGAUUACCCAGUACAGAUCCUUUGAAUUAAGGAAACCAUCUAAGGGAAAUCUUUGAUCAUCUUUAAAAUACCUGCUUAAGAUUAUAUCACAUCAAUCAGUUUCUACUUACAUUUUCAUGAUGAGGAGAGGGAAUUGAAAAGAGCUGACCUCCACAAAGAUCUUCCAGUGCCUUAACAAUUAGAAAUGAUGUACUCUCUACUGUGUCUCUGGAGGUUCAGCCAUACUUGAAUCUUCACCAAGGCAAGGCUAUAGUAUAGAAGUUUUAUCCUUGGCUAUGAGUUGAAUUUAACCCCCAUUAGUUUAUUGACACAGUUGAAGUCACCAUGGAUUUUAAAGUCCACGAAACCUCCUCACUUAAGAACAAGAUGUCAGCAUAUUUCAGGAAACAAAGUGUGCCAUCUGCAAGAAUAAAAUUACAGCUCCAAGGAGAGAUGGGUGGGACCUGCCUUCAAGUCAUUAAGAAUUUUGGGAUGAGAUGUCUGCAGAAGGCCUGGAAGAGUCACUGAGUACACUGGAGGGACAGCCCUAGGAAAAACUCUGGAAGUGGAUAAGCCACCUUUCCUAGUGCAUAGUGUGGUGAAAACAUUACUAACCUCCUCAAUACUGUACUAUUUCUAAGACUGUAGUUGACAGUCACUGGUUUGUGGGAUUUAACAUAAAGAUGAACCUUUAAAAACUAAUUUAUGAUUGACUGUUAUAGAGUGGAAUCAUUGUUGUGUUCUCUUAAUCCAACACAUUCAAUUAAAAAAUGACCACUUAUGCAUUUUUCCCAAUUAAAAUAUUUUAAAAGGGUAAUAUCUUUUACUUUGGAACACAGUGAAUAAGAUUGUUUCAAUAUUCUGGUUUAUUUGAACUAGACUAGAAGCACCUAUUGGUUAAGAAGUUGUAAAUAUUAAAGAUAGAAAGUUAACAAGCAUGUUAUAUAUUUUAGGUUAAUCAUUAAAUAAUACAAAUAGAAUGUACUUCUUUCGAGCCAUAUGAAAAUAAAUGUUAAAACUCAAUCCAACAGAAGACAGGAGAAAAGAGCAAAGAAAAAUGAAAAAUUUGGUAAAAGAAAACCCAUGAUAAGAUGGCAGAAAUACAAGUAUAUCAGUAACUUAAUAAAACAUCAUAGGAUCAACCUCUGUCAAAAGACAGCACUGUUCAAGCUUAAAUUUAAAAGGUUGGCCUAGCCCUGGCUGGUGUAGCUCAGUGGAUUGAGCAUGGGCCUGCGAACCAAAAGAUCGUGGUUCAAUUCCCAGUUCAGGGCACAUGCCUGGGUUGCAGGCCGGUUCCCUACAGGCCAGUUCCCAGCUGGGGACACACGAAAGGUAACCAUACAUUGAUGUUUCUCUCCCUCUCUCCUUCCCUUCCCAUCUAAAGAUAAAUAAAAUAUUUAAAAAAAAUUAAAAAAAAAAGGUUGACCUUAUGUAGUUAAAAGGUAUGUACCUAAAUAUAACAAAAUAUGACAUGGAGAAACACUAGACAAAUAUAAACCCAAAAAAAGUUGGUAUAUGAAACAACAUGGAUGGAACUGGAAAGCAUUAUGCCGAGUGAAAUAGGCCAGGCAUUGAAGGACAAAUACCAUAUGAUCUCACCUUUGACAGGAAGCUAAAGAAUAAAACAAACAAGCAAACAGAAUAAAAACAAAGACACUGAAAUAGAGAACAAGUGGGCAGUGACCAGAGGGGAGAGGGAAGGGAAUUUAAGGGGAAAAAAGGGGAGGGA